This is a messenger RNA of Dromiciops gliroides (monito del monte), 3528 nucleotides long. It is a transcript of the gene CHRM1, whose product is annotated as cholinergic receptor muscarinic 1. The transcript has 3 exons. The record is from RefSeq and is a predicted model, not a curated record. Gene Ontology annotation, molecular function: G protein-coupled acetylcholine receptor activity; G protein-coupled serotonin receptor activity. Gene Ontology annotation, biological process: adenylate cyclase-inhibiting G protein-coupled acetylcholine receptor signaling pathway; G protein-coupled receptor signaling pathway, coupled to cyclic nucleotide second messenger; saliva secretion. Gene Ontology annotation, cellular component: plasma membrane; dendrite; synapse. The coding region runs from base 740 to 2131 and encodes 463 amino acids. Lineage: Eukaryota; Metazoa; Chordata; Mammalia; Microbiotheria; Microbiotheriidae.
GUCUUCGAGUCUGUGUGCAGUCUGUGGGUGUGGGUGUUUGUCUCUCUCCCGUAUCCGCCUUCUCUCCUCUUCUUAUGCAUCCUGGAGCCCUUUGCUUCUGCCUCCACCACAACCACCACCACCACCUCCCCCCUGCAGCCCUGCCCCUUCCUGUCCCAGCCCCCCUUGCCCAAGGUGGGGGGGGGGUUGCCCAGAUUUGCCCUCCAGGAGCCACCUCAAGCUCAGAGCUCUCUCUGAGGGGAGAGCUCCACCCUCCUUCCCUCCCUCCGUUCCUCCCUCCCUCCUUCCUUCCCUCUUUCCUCCCUCCCCAGGGGCUGUCGUGCCAGGGGGUGGGACAUGCCAAUCAACAACCGUUCUUCUCCUGCUGCCAGCACAGGACGAAGCUCCCCGGGGGAGCCAAGUGUCCUGGUCCCUCGAGAGGACGCUGUCCCCCUGGGGAGGGAGUGGGACUGGAGACCCUGGAAGACCCCUACUCCCACGCACACCCCCAUGGGUUCCUUGUGUCAAGCUAAGCCCACCUGCCUGUGGCCCCCACCAGGAUGGACUGACCCAGACAGCCUGGCAGAAGGAGGAACCAAACCUCAAGGUGCUGGUGUUGGCCUGAGGGAGCCCAGCAGUGGCCUCCCCACCCCAAGGAAUCUCGAGCCCAGGGAAGGGGCUGCCCCCUGAGCCAGGGGAGGAAGGUCCUCCUCCCCCAAGCCGGAUCUGCAUCUCCCAUGUGGCCCAGCACACCGCUGACAUGAAUGUCUCCGUAGCCCCCGCCGUGAGCCCCAACAUCACUGUCCUGGAGCAAGUGAAGGGUCCGUGGCAGGUGGCCUUCAUCAUCCUCACCACGGGCCUGCUCUCGCUGGCCACAGUGACCGGCAACCUGCUGGUGCUGAUAUCCUUCAAGGUCAACAGUGAGCUCAAGACGGUCAACAACUACUUCCUGCUCAGCCUGGCCUGUGCCGACCUCAUCAUCGGUGUCGUCUCCAUGAACCUCUACACCACCUACCUGGUCAUGGGGCACUGGGCCCUGGGCACGCUGGCCUGCGAUCUCUGGCUGGCCCUGGACUACGUGGCCAGCAACGCCUCGGUCAUGAACCUGCUGCUCAUCAGCUUUGACCGCUACUUCUCCGUCACGAGGCCGCUCAGCUACCGCGCCAAGAGGACCCCGCGGCGAGCGGCGCUGAUGAUCGGCCUGGCCUGGCUGGUCUCCUUCGUGCUCUGGGCCCCAGCCAUCCUCUUCUGGCAGUACCUGGUGGGCAAGCGGACCGUGAAGGCGGGCCAGUGCUACAUCCAGUUCCUCUCCGAGCCCAUCAUCACCUUCGGCACGGCCAUGGCCGCCUUCUACCUCCCCGUCACUGUCAUGUCUGUGCUUUACUGGCGCAUCUACCGCGAGACUGAGAACAGGGCCAGAGAGCUGGCCGCGCUGCAGGGCUCCGAGACCCCGGGGAAGGGGGUAGGCGGAGGCAGCAGUAGCAGCUCCGAGCGCUCCCAGCCGGGCCCCGAAGGCUCCCCCGACGCGCCCGCGAGGCGCUGCUGCUGCUGUUGGGGACCCCGGCUCCUUCCUUCCUACAGCUGGAAAGAAGAGGAGGAAGAAGAGGAGGACGAAGGCUACCUGGAAUCUCUGACGUCCUCCGAGGGAGAGGAGGCGGGCUUCGAGGUGGUCAUCAAGAUGCCCAUGGUGGGGCCCGAAGCCCAGGCUCCCGCCAAGCCGCCCCCUCGGGCGUCCCCCCAGACAGUGAAGCGCCCCACCAAGAAGACUCGUGAGCGGGUGGGCAAGGAGCCCAAGAGGAAAGGCAAGGAGCAGCUGAGCAAGAGGAAGACCUUCUCGCUGGUCAAAGAGAAGAAGGCGGCCAGGACCCUGAGCGCCAUCCUCCUGGCCUUCAUCCUCACCUGGACCCCCUACAACAUCAUGGUGCUAGUGUCCACCUUCUGCACUGACUGCGUGCCCGAGACCCUGUGGGAGCUGGGCUAUUGGCUCUGUUACGUCAACAGCACCAUCAACCCCAUGUGCUACGCGCUCUGUAACAAGGCCUUCCGAGACACCUUCCGCCUGCUCCUGCUUUGCCGCUGGGACAAGAGGCGCUGGCGGAAGAUCCCAAAGCGCCCCGGCUCGGUCCACCGCACUCCAUCUCGGCAGUGUUGACGCCGAGGCAAGUCCAGGCCAGCCUAGCCACUCCUGUACUCGUGAGCGCGCACUCGCACACACAGCUUCCAAAUGUAAGAGAGCUGCCCGUCACCCCUCCAUCCCCUAUCGAUUCAACUCAACAAGCACUUAUCAAGCACCUACUGUGUACAGUUAUGCCUUGCGUGGCUCUGGGGCUACAAACACAAAAUGAAACUAUACAAGCCUUCAAGGAGCUUACAGUCGAAUAGGGAAGAUACAACUUGGACCCAAUUGAUCGCGAUAUACAGUUGAACGUGAUAGGGGCGAAGGAGAAAUCCAGACAGAAUGAUCCAAGAGUAUUUGAAAAGGGAGGCGAUGUUUGCAGCUAGGAGAAUCCAGAAGGCUUCGUGGAAGAGGCAGCACCGGUGUUGGAGACUCGAGGAAGCAGAGGAAGAUGGAGGAGCCGCUUCCCCGGGAACUUUUGUUCUCUUCCAGGGGCUGUCUAGCACCCCGCUCCUCUCCCAGGACCUGUUGAUCCCAAGGAGAAGGAAGCACCAGGGAAACAGGUUUUUCUGCUUUCCAUUUGGAAGGAAUGGACCGUGCACCAGGAAGAAGACGUGGGAGGAGGAUCUGGGCCUCGGAGUCCUUGUUUGUUUUCUGCGGAGAAGGCCCGAGCAGACCAGCAGAACAGUGGGGGGAAGAGCAAGUUUAUGAUGAGCACUUAAUAUGAAUGGUGCCCUCGGCCCACACCUGGGCUAAGGUGGCUUUGGAGGGGCGCGCCCUCUGGUGGCCAAACAGGAGAACUGACCCCAUAGAGAAGGAGAGGUGGUCCCUGGACAUCUUGGACCUGGGCUUUGAGAAUGGGCUGGGCAGAGAGCUGCAGCAAAGCAGGGCUGGCCCCACCCGGUGAGGUCAGACCACUGGGCAGCCUUCCCCAGCUUCCGUCCCCUGCUGAUGCCACCCCCAGCCGGACCCCAGAAUAAAGCCCAGCCUGGGGGUGGGAUGGGGCACAAACGGACGAGGAGAUUUGCUUUGGAGCUCUGGCCUGGGAUAAAGACAAGUCCUGGGCAGACUCUGGGGCCUUCCUUCCCCACCCCCUUGGAGGUCUUCUAGGGAAGGUUUUUUACUCUGCAGAUAUUGAUGUCUGAGGACAAAAUCUCUCGCAUGCUGCCCUUGCCACCCGUCCUGUGACGCCCUGCUUUCUGCUCUGCCUUCCCUCCCCAACUCCACCAACAACACUCACAGACACACACUCAGGUCUGGGCUCUCAGGCCAGGCCCACCCCCCAGACCCAGUGUUUCCUGCAUGGCCAUCCAGCCCCCACCCCCACCCCCUCCUCUGCCCAAACCCAUCUUGGCCCUGAAUGUUUGUGUUCUUCUAGUAUUUGGGGAAAGACACCUGUAAAUAAAGAGACAAAGAGCAGCAGCUAAUGGGCU